Paramuricea clavata is the source of this 1698-nucleotide messenger RNA. The record is from the annotation of a GenBank genome assembly. Lineage: Eukaryota; Metazoa; Cnidaria; Anthozoa; Malacalcyonacea; Plexauridae.
AUGAGCAGGUGCUUGGGAUUAUUUUCUUAUUAUGCGAGAUGGAUCCCAGCGUUUUCAGAUAAAGUAAAGCCUCUUUCCAGCUGCAAGACCUUCCCGCUAUCCCAGCAAGCUGUUGAUGCGUUCGAAAGCCUGAAGAAAUCAAUAGAGAAAGCUGUUGUUACUGCUGUUGACGAAAGUAUUCCGUUUGAUGUUGAGACAAACGCCUCGGAUGUGGCUUUAGCAGCCACACUCAACCAAAAUGGUAGACCUGUGGCCUUCUUCUCACGAACACUCCAAGGCAGCGAGUUGAAACACGCAGCUGUCGAGAAAGAAGCUCAAGCCAUUAUCGAAGCAGUGCGCCAUUGGAGACAUUUUCUAACAGGGAGACAUUUCACUCUCAAAACUGACCAAAAGUCGGUUUCGUAUAUGUUCGACGUCCAACAUAAAGGAAAAAUUAAAAAUGACAAGAUAAUGCGUUGGAAACUAGAGUUGGCUUGCUACAGUUUUGAUAUCGUUUAUCGUCCUGGGAAGUCGAAUGUUGCACCUGAUACGUUAUCUCGCGCUACUUGUGCUACAACGUCCGAGUCACUCUACAACCUUCAUGAAUCACUUUGCCACCCGGGUGUUACAAGAUUAUACCAUUUUGUCCGAUCAAAGAAUCUCCCUUAUUCUCUCGAGGAGAUAAGAAGGAUUACAAGAGCAUGCAAAGUAUGCAACGAAUGCAAGCUUCAGUUCCAUCGCCCGGAACAAGUUCAUCUCAUCAAAGCUACGAAACCGUUUGAAAGGCUCAAUGUGGAUUUUAAGGGCCCGCUGCCAACGACUGAUAAGAAUCGGUAUUUCCUCAAUGUGGUCGACGAAUUUUCACGAUUUCCAUUCGUGUUUCCAUGCCCUGAUAUGACAACAACCACUGUGAUCAAGUGUCUCACUACGCUCUUUUCUCUUUUUGGUAUGCCAGCUUAUAUUCAUUCUGAUCGAGGGGCAACAUUUAUGAGCGAAGAACUGCGAACCUUCCUUAUCGGAAAAGGAGUAGCCACAAGUCGUACAACUAGUUACAAUCCCGAAGAAAAUGGUCAGGUAGAGCGGUACAAUGCCAUAAUCUGGAAAGCAAUCGUCACCUGCCUUAAAUCGAAGAAUCUUCCAGUAAACUAUUGGCAAGAAGUUCUCGCGGACGCUCUACAUUCGGUGCGCUCACUUUUAUGUACAGCGACAAACGAGACACCCCAUGAACGUUUCUUUAGUUUCUCCCGAAGAUCAACCGUUGGAAGCUCUAUACCUUCAUGGUUAUUACAGCCUGGACCUGUUCUGAUUAAACGUCAAGUCCGAUCAAGCAAACAUGACCCGCUCGUAGACGAAGUAGAAUUGCUUCAAGCUAACCCUCAUUACGCUCACGUGCGCUAUCCAGAUGGCAGAGAAACGACCGUAGCUAUUAAGCACCUUGCACCUCGGGGCCAGGAAAUGACCUGUCAACCAUCGGUGGCACGAAACGACAACAACUCAAUCUCGAAUGCUGAGGUAACGGGCAGUCCUGCUGACGAUACAACUGAUGAGCCACGAGAUUUCGGAAGAUCAAACGGAGAACAAGGUGACUCAACCCACAACGAACAAUCCUCUUCGAUAGAGAAACCAGGAAUUAGUCAUUCGGUAGAAGAACAUAAUGCAGACUUUUCCUUAAGACGGUCGACACGCACGCGUCGACCUGUUGACAGAUUAAACUUAUGA